Molecule: messenger RNA, 1215 nt
Organism: Musca domestica (house fly)
Lineage: Eukaryota; Metazoa; Arthropoda; Insecta; Diptera; Muscidae
Exons: 7
Coding region: 756-1211 (151 amino acids)
Source: RefSeq, a predicted model, not a curated record
AAUACUCACUCAUUUUGGCGCCAAAACAAAAAAGUAAAAUGACAUAAAAAGAAAAAAAUAAACACAGCAGAGAAGAGCGCAAGAAAACUGUUUCCGGCGCAUGCCCUCUCACAAAUCCUUUAAGAGUAAACAGCAAAUACAACAACAUUGAGAAAAUGCCGCCAAAAUAUUGGCUAAAACAGCUGUUGCGUUACACGACCACAAUUUCAAUUUCUCUCCCAUUCAUCAUCCAUAUUGGCUCGAAAUUUUGUGUUUUUUUCGGUUUUCGCAAAACAUCAAUUCUUAUUCUUCUUCUUCUCAAAUCCAUUUAUAUCUUAAAAAUUUCACAUCAAUCACAAACAGCCGUACGGAAUAUAACCUAACAAUUUUUAAAUUUAUUAUUGCGGUUGCGAGAAGAAUCAUUUCACUGCUGCUAACCAAUAUCUCUCGAAAAAGGUGAAACAACUUUUGUUGUUGUUGUUCGUGUUGCUGUUGGUGGCCUUGCUGUCUGGAGUGGAUAUAAAAUCGACAUUCAACAUUUGGUUCCUGCAACAUUUCUCUUUUCGCUUCAUUUUAUUUAUAAAGUUUUCAAACUGGAGAAAAUAUUAGCGGGUGUUGAUUCAUCGCCAGGAGUGUCAGAAGAAUGGGGCUCUGGUUGGAAAGGUACAAAUUUCAUAGUGGAAAUCGAAGAGACUGCAUCUGCCUCACCCAUCGACACAGACUAUCUGAGCAGUCGAGAAGAUAUCGUCAGCACAGAGACAGUCAACGCUACAAAUAUGAUGGCACAAGGACCCAAAAUCAUAGUACGCACCGAAGAAGUUCUCAUUGUUGGCCUAGUGCUGAUGCUGUGGGUCGGUGCCAUUGUCCUGUUCUUUAAUCGCUGGGGUAAAAUUCGUAUGCUGGAACCCUAUCAACCGAAAUUUCAACAACAACAUCGAGCUUCCUGUCCAUUAUCGGAUAUCGAUUCAAUAGCACCACAUCAGCGCACAUCGGUUUCACGCAUGUCAAUGGGUUUUGUGAAUAAUGUAAAAAAUAUGCCAUGUCAAUUUAACGCCUAUAAUAAUCCAACGAUAUAUCCCAAAGGUUACAUUGCCCAAAGUCGACCACGUCAAAAUUCCGUGUUUGUGGGACCAAGUCCAAAUCAAUUCCUAAUGCCAAGACCGCCGCGUAAAACACGUUCAGCCAUGGAUUUGCAUUCGAUGAUAUUGGAUGAGACGGCAGAGCAGGUGUAAAAGU